CCGCUGCAAAUGGCUAUGCGGAGUCCUCCGUGGCCGGGAGCGCCUGGCGCGCCUCUUCGCCCGCUCCUCCUCCGGGUAAGAGGCGACGGCGAGUGGGGCUGCUCUCCCGAGGCCAGAGGCAGGAGGAAGGGCAGGGGCCUCGCCACCCACCCGCUCCUCCACCCGCGCCCCACGCGCCUCACGGCCACUCCCAGUGGCUUCCCCGUGUUAUUCCGGAUCGUGGCCCCGGGACCCGGGAGCAUGAAGCGGACUCACCCGGAUUACAGCUCGUCGGACAGCGAGGAGCUCGACGAGCCCAUCGAGGUGGAGAAGGAGAGCGCCGACGAGAAUGGAAAUUUGAGCUCUGCUCCGGGUUCAAUGUCUCCGACCACUACUUCUCAGAUCCUGGCUAGGAAAAGGCGCCGAGGAAUUAUUGAGAAACGACGCAGGGAUCGUAUCAACAACAGCUUAUCUGAGCUGAGGAGGCUAGUGCCUAGUGCUUUUGAAAAACAGGGAUCAGCCAAACUGGAGAAGGCUGAAAUCUUGCAAAUGACUGUGGAUCAUCUAAAAAUGUUGCACACAGCAGGAGGGAAAGGCUAUUUUGAUGCUCAUGCUCUUGCUAUGGACUAUCGGAGUCUAGGUUUUCGAGAGUGCUUGGCCGAAGUAGCCCGCUACCUGAGCAUAAUUGAGGGCCUGGACACCGCUGAUCCUCUCCGCGUCCGCCUUGUGUCUCACCUGAAUAAUUAUGCCUCCCAGCGGGAAGCAGCAAGCAGCACACACCCAGCACUUGGACAGAUCCCGUGGGGCAGUGCCUUUGGACAUCACCCCCACAUCUCCCACUCGUUGCUCCUGCCUCAGAACGGGCACACGGGCACAAAUGGGUCUGCCUCUUCUCCAGAAGGCCACCAUCCCACCAGAAGCUCUGCUCCACAUGCCGAGUCAUCUUCGCUGAGAGCGCCCCCUAAUGGCAGCAUAGGGCCGAUGCUUCCCGUGGUCACGUCUGCUUCUAAACUCUCCCCUCCUUUGCUAUCUUCCAUGGCUUCUUUGUCUGCAUUUCCUUUUUCUUUCAGCUCCUUCCAUCUCCUGUCUCCUAGUGCUCUCAGUCCAUCCACGUCAGUGCAGCCAGCCAACCUUGGCAAACCCUACAGACCUUGGGGGACUGAGAUUGGUGCCUUCUAGCAGGGUGGAGCGGGUUCGCAUGCGUGUAAAUAUCCAGCUGAGCUGGAGCAUUUCCAACUUCAGUCUUGAACUCUCUUAACCCUUUGAUGUAAAAGGUACAAUUUCACUUUUAACAGAGUGUACAGAAAGAGAGACAGAGCAAAAGAGUAUUUUCACUGUUUGUUUUAGCAUAUUUUAAAAACAAAUUCCAGACAUUUAUCGAGAUCUUUACAUCACAAUAGACUAUUACUUUUUUUCAAAUAGAGUUGUGGUGACUGGUUUGUUAUGUUAGUGGUAUUUUUCUCGAGCGACCCAAUUUAUUGAGAAUCUUGGCUUUCUAAAAUAAUAAUAAUAGUAGACUCUUUUAAAAAAAAGAGCAAUGGAGCCUUAACCAUUUUUUUCCCUGUUUUUGUCUUCUUGUGAUUCUGAUGUGUUUUUCAUGGAGGAAAAUCUUUUAAAAACUGUAUUUUCAGUUUUGUGUUUUGGAGCAAAAGCGUUGACAAAUCAGCUGGACCUGCUUUAUAUAAGAGGUGGGAAUACAUAUCCUUUCUGUGACUAGUGCAGUAGUUAAUCUUGAUUUUGCUUCCCUCUCUGUUCUGUAAUGGGAGCAGAUCUGUUUCCUGUGCCAAAUUGAUGUUCUCUGCCAUGGGGAUGGAAAUGCCUGCAAUGAUCACAGAAAGGUGACAAUUAAUGUCCUAAUUCUAGGAGUGUGUUCACGUUUACUCCAGAUUUUGACACACUGGGCUGCAUUUAAGUUUAGCAAUACAGUCCUGUGUCUACUCUGAAGUAAGUCCUGUUGUUUUUAGUAGACCUAUACCUAUGGCCCCUUCCACACAGCUGUAUAAAAUCCACAUUGAACUAGAUUAUAUGGCAGUAUGAACUCAGAUAACCCAGUUCAAAGCAGAUAAUGUGGAUUAUUUGCCUUGAUUAUCUGGGUUAUAUGGCUGUGUGGAAGGGCUUUAAGUACAGGACUGUAACAUAAAUUAACACAACCCCCAUGUAUGUAUAUAGAUCACUGGGAGGUCAGUUGAUCAUCAUUAACUUACCCAUUGGUUUCAUUGGAAACUAUAUUAAACUUAGUUUCAACCUGUUUCCUCUUAUUGUCCUGUACUUCAUUUAGUUUUAAUUUUAGGAUACAUUGUGAGUGAGGGCUACCAGGUUUCAGUCCAGGCAACAGGGGUUGUAUCCAAUCUGAGUUUGAUGUAAUUGGUCCCACUGAAAUCAGUGGGUUUUAAAUUAGGCCAAGACAUAAUUUUUCACAUUACUUUCAAUAAGUAUCUUAUUCGGUUUGUCUCCCAAGUUUUCUACAUCUUUCCUUUUAAACAUACAACAUCAAGUACCUGUCUUCUGCAAAUUCUUGAUUGAACAUGGAAAUGAAAUCUUAUCCACAAGAAUGUGAGAAUGGAGGUGGUUGAAUUAUAUAGGGAGCCCUAUGUGUGGAGGAAGUCAACUUCUUUGCCUCCAGCUUUGUUGGUACAUUUGAAAUGCAUAUUCUGAGGGCUGCAAGUUAGUACUCUUCAGUAAAGCACAAACAUGCACAACUGUUGGAUUCUCAAACAGAUUUUCAUCAUUAUCAUCUCUCUCUCCUACCCUCUCGUUUCCCCUCCAAUAUGCUUCAAAUGGUUCCUGAAUUAUCUUGAAUGGAUUGGGAUCACUCAAGGGCGGAGAGAGAUUCUGCCCCAUCAGAGGUGGACUCAAUUGGAUAUAACCUUUUUUGUAACCAAAAAUAAAAGAUUGUGAAUCACCUUAUAACGUGCCAUUAUUUUCCCAAUUGUGAUCCCCUUUUACAUAAUUAUUUUUUAAUAUUUAGGAUUUUAUCUUGGAGUAAUCCACUACGUGCAACAAAAUGUCUAGGAUAAUGCAAAGGUGAUACCUCGAUUUGGACAGGGUUCUUGUAUAUAUGUUUUGGGCUUGUUUUUGAAAAACGUACUCUAAAGAUGUUCCCAUCAGAUUGUGAUCAGUUUUGUAUUUUGUUUCUAAUAAAAGGAUGAGGACAACAAAA
Molecule: messenger RNA, 3139 nt
Organism: Anolis carolinensis (green anole)
Lineage: Eukaryota; Metazoa; Chordata; Lepidosauria; Squamata; Anolidae
Gene: hey1
Product: hes related family bHLH transcription factor with YRPW motif 1
Exons: 5
Coding region: 10-1158 (382 amino acids)
Biological process (GO): Notch signaling pathway; circulatory system development; negative regulation of neuron differentiation
Cellular component (GO): nucleus
Molecular function (GO): protein dimerization activity; RNA polymerase II cis-regulatory region sequence-specific DNA binding; DNA-binding transcription factor activity, RNA polymerase II-specific
Source: RefSeq, a predicted model, not a curated record